UAUAAUUUAGGAAGUUGUGUUUCAGCACAGUAUUGCUGGCCAAUUUUACAUUAAGCUUUAUAAGACUCCUCAUGUUGCCGCCAUUAUUUACGUGUAAAAAUACUGUCAUAUAUCAAGUCUUUACAACUUAUCUGAUAACGUGAAUUGGUCGAGCGAUGUGCAAUUUUUAAAAUUUUUUAAAUUGCUCAACCAAUUCACGUUAAAUAAAUUGUAAGACUUGAUAUAUAAUAGUAUAAAGGAAAGGAUUUAUAGCAUUUAUACACGGAAAUAAUGGCGGCGACAAUGAGGAGUCUUAUGAGGCUCAAUGUAAAACUGGCCAGCAAUACUUGUCUGAAAUACAAUUUCCUAAAUUCAUGUAGAUUCAUAUAUUCUGAAGAAAGUCUGGGUCUACUAGGCUAUAAAAAUGCAUGUUUAAACUUCCGCAAUCAAUUUUUAAAUAUGGAGAAUACAUUCCGUACUAAGAUGCAGGAGGUAUGCAACUCAGAGUCAGGUCAAAUUUUCACAGAAGACCUGAAGUCCAUGUUGUACUUAGCACAGAAAAAGCCCGAAGAUAUUGAAUUGCUUGUCAGGAUGAUAGCAAAGUUUAAUAGUCAAAACAAAAAACUGAGAUUUAAUAUUUUUAUCAUUGGUCCUCUGAUAAUGCGUACUUUUUACUAUCUUGAUGAACCAGAUCUUGCGUUUACUACUUUCAAACAUUUCCAGUUUGAAAAUUUCUUCAAUCAAAUAAUUAGUUAUCAGAUUUUCUUAUCUCUGCUAUAUAAACAUGGAAAAUACACAGAAAUGAGAGAUGUGUUCGAUAUAAUUAAAAUUAAAAUUCUAGAUUUUGAUAGAUAUCCAGGGAAUACUUUGAUAUUAGUUAUGGCUGCUUGUUACAAAGAGAAUACACCAGAAACAUUGGAAUAUGCUCUAAAUCUCUGGAACGAAAUAAACGCCAAAGGAUUUACAUUUCAGCGUAGAGCCAGCACAUUUUUAGCAGCUCUAGCCAUUAAUCAAGAUUCAUCUCACAUAGCUAUAGAAAUUCUAACUUCAAUAAAAGAAGUCCGAUAUAUUGAUAUAAGAUGUUUGAAAGUUAUGGCAUUUAAAAACUUGAAGAGAUUCACUGCGAUAGUUCCUAUUUUCAAAAAAUCAUUAGACUUUGAUAAGCUAAAUGUUCGGAAAGAAAAAUAUUUCAGAGAUGUAAUUGAAAAGUUGGAGGAGUCUAUGGCGAAGGAGAAUAUUCCUGCAGACUUUGAGCUUUAUAAGUUGAUUACUCUGUUGAAGGACAACGAUCAUAUCUUAUCUGAUACCUUGGAAGAUCAUCUCGUCUCUGAAAUAACAGUUAAUCCAAUAAAACGUACUCAACGGGGGUUGAAUGCUUUUCAAUCUAAUGUUUCACAACGACCGCAAUCAUUCUCGCGUAAUAGACUAGUAUAUUGUCCAAUCUUUUGUAAAUAUGCUCCAAAAUUGUAAAAUGUGUUUCGUGUAACCCAAUAAUUGUUAAUUUAGGUAAACUUAAGAUUAAAACACUGAAUAAAUAAAUAAUUUAUAUUGAUUGAUGAUGAACUAAA
This is a messenger RNA of Cataglyphis hispanica, 1547 nucleotides long. RefSeq names its product pentatricopeptide repeat-containing protein 2, mitochondrial-like. NCBI's taxonomy places the organism in Eukaryota, Metazoa, Arthropoda, Insecta, Hymenoptera, Formicidae. The transcript has 5 exons. The record is from RefSeq and is a predicted model, not a curated record. Gene Ontology annotation, biological process: mitochondrion organization; multicellular organism development; regulation of mRNA processing. Gene Ontology annotation, molecular function: RNA binding. The coding region runs from base 271 to 1449 and encodes 392 amino acids. Gene Ontology annotation, cellular component: mitochondrion.